GGUUGAUGUUGGGACGUGCUGACUGUUCUGAGUGAAUGUGGGUUCAUUUCCUCCCUGUGUUUCAGGGAAUGGCUUCACACGGACGAGGCCGCUCCGCUGGUGGUUCCGCCCCGCACGGAGAGGAGCGUCGAGGGACGACGUCGUCGCCGGCAAGGGAAACGAGUCGGGGAGUUGGAGGUGGGGAGGAAGAACGACGUGCUCAAAACUUGUGGUGCGACUGCAGCAAACGCGUCUGGUAUUUGGACUGGGCGAGCCAGGACGGCUCCGACCCGUUGCAACCACCGUGCGGGCCGCUCUUGUUCGUCGCCGUUCACGCCGACAGAACGCGUCUCGCAGGGUCCAUCGUCCAGUGGGUCGACGAUGGCGAAUACAAUUUCAAGUUUACUUUGAGGAAGCAUUACAAAAGUGAUGGUUUUGUCGACGGCAUCGCAAAGGGAUGCAAGGUUGCCGGGAGGAUGUUCGGCGGGUACGGCCGUCGUGCGAUGUCUUUGCCUCACUUUCUCCCGCUAGCGCCGAGGCACGACGAGGCCGUUCACAUCACAGACUUCCUCGAGGUCUGGGCGAAAUCUGGUACCUGUGUUAGUGCCCUGGACGUCGGACCUGGAACAUCGAUCAGUGGUCCUGUUGGGUUCGCGGGAGGAGAGUGCUCAGAAAGGGAGAUGAGAAGUCAGGGUGGCCUGCCAGCUACGCCUCCUGAUCAAGAGGUGGGCAUGUCAGACGACUCGGAGGACGACCAUCCGCGUGCUCCUUUGAAACCGGGCUUGCAUGUAUCUCGCCGCCAUGGUUUGCUUGGAGAGUCGACGCCACAUGGAGGAGGCGAUGGCGAACGGUUGCGACAGGGCUUAGAAUCGACGACUCCUCGUGGUCUGCUGGAAAGGAUCGGUUCGUUCGUUCGUGGCAUGCAGGUGGCCGAGGUUUCGCCUGGAGAUCGAGCGGGUGGUCUGCAGGUUCGAGAGGACGAGGUGCGAAAGUGGGUGCGGUUCAUGGCGUUGGCAAUGAAGAAGACGCCGUACACGCCUAUCUGGAACCUGUUAACGGAAGCAAAGAAAAGAAAGGAAUGGGCUGAGAAACUUCGAUACUACCUCCCGCUGGCCAUGGCAGAUGACUCCGUCUUCGCUUUGGGGUUGAAGUUCUAUGAGGAGUGGUCGAAAGGGAAACUCCUUGCUUCCGAUGGCCGGUGUUGGACUGAAAAGCCGCGCACCCAUGAGGAGGUGGCCAAGCCAGGACUCUCCACUGUGACUGACAGCCAGGGGCUGAAGAAACACGUCUGGUACGUGAAGGUGGACGACCCGUCGUUGAAAAAGGGCAGGGGGAAGCCAAAGAAAGGCGUGGAGGAGAAAACUUUCUACGUCCAAGUUCCAGAGUCGGAUGUCCAUUGCUGGAAGGAAUUGGUGGACUUGACGGACCGCGAGAAAAAAAGGUUGUUGAACGGCAUCUUGAACCUUAAAGUCGUGUGGGUUCAAACGAGUAGCAAAACGUUGGCCGAGCAGGGGAAGUUCAGUGUCAAGGAGAUGGUCGACAUAAUAAAAAUGGACCGGAUUAUGCUGAGGCUGUGGCACCACGUGGAGUUCGAGUACGAGGAAAUGGAUAAGCGGGAGUGGAAUGCCAACUCCACGUUCUUCAGAUCCAAGAAGCAACUAUUCGAAGAGUUCAAGGACAGAGGUCUCGACGACAAGCUUUGGAACGAAAGCAGGAAAUUUUUCACGGACACCACAUACGUCAACAAGUGCCCUCAGUUUCUCGGGUGUCAACACGACAACAACAUCAAGAGAACGGCGGCCCUCGUCAACGACCAGCAUUUCCCGGCGGAGUGGAAGCGUGUCGUCCUUUCGGUGAUCACUGGAGAUCACGCCAAAGGCAAAAAAAGCCCUCGGGGCGUUGAUGAAUGCAUCAACAUUAUGUGGACAAGGACAAGCACCUUGACGACGCUGGCCCAGUUUAACAUCGACCCAUUGAGUGUCAGAGAUCAUAAGGAGGCGCUGGGAAAACUAGGGCAUCAACUACGCUCCCACACUUGCGUGCUCGACUUGUGCGGUGCUGUGGACCGUGCGCAAUGGGAUUCUGGGGCAUUCGCGUCUCUGAGUGAGUUGCUCGGCGUCGUUUGUCAGGACUACUGGACAUUGGUGGUAUUCGUCCCCUGCCUGUGGAACCUCUCCUUCAUGACAUGUUUGUCUGCGCUUGGGGCAGCCCGAUCCUACACGGGGAAGUGGGUUCGGAAGACGGCAUCGAAGAAGACGCAUCAGUUCGGAAACAGCGUCUGGGAGGAGCCGGAUGUGAUGCACAUCCUUUUCAAAGGCGAGGAUCCUUGGCUACUGACUCACCCGGUGUACGAGCGAGCUGUUGCUGAAGACGACGACGCCGGUCUUCGGAGGAAACAGAAAGUGACACCCACGGAUGUGGAGGAGAAGUCUUUAAAGUCUUUGACUUUCGCGGACAUCGGAAACCUAACCCAGAGGGGGGCUCUGUACAAGGACGGCGAGCGGAAUCCGAAUUAGUUGUGCAAUCAGCUUCUUUUCUUCUGUGGUGUGGCGGAUGCCAUGCUGUUUUUGGGCAAGCCGCAUGCG
Messenger RNA from Chara braunii, 2564 nucleotides. The record is from the annotation of a GenBank genome assembly. NCBI's taxonomy places the organism in Eukaryota, Viridiplantae, Streptophyta, Charophyceae, Charales, Characeae.